Messenger RNA from Exophiala spinifera, 609 nucleotides. RefSeq lists its product as uncharacterized. The transcript has a single exon. Lineage: Eukaryota; Fungi; Ascomycota; Eurotiomycetes; Chaetothyriales; Herpotrichiellaceae. The record is from RefSeq and is a predicted model, not a curated record. The coding region runs from base 1 to 609 and encodes 202 amino acids.
AUGUUAUCAGAAGCUCUCAGACUGUCCUUUUUCUACUUCGCCAUAGUCUUCACCUGCGGCGUCCUGUUCGGUUCCGUCCGCGUGCCGUUCCUACAACCCACGCUUCUCGGCGCGCGCUAUGCCGAGUUGCUGGAGAUGCCACUCAUGUUGUUCGUCAUAUGGGAAUCGGCGCAACUGACCAUCUCCCGGUUGACGAUGAUGAAUGGUUCCGGCGGCACCGGCACAGGCAACAACGCUGCGACAGGCACCGGCACAACCGCAACCACGACCACAACCACCGCCGACGCCAAAAAGGUCGACGAGGACGACGACAGCACCACCUCAAAUCAACAGCAACAACAACCCCUGACUCCAAUCUUGAUCGGGGCGCUGGCGCUGGCGUGGCUGGUCGGCGUCGAACUCGCCACCACGGCCAUUCUACAAGGCGGAUGGUGGAACGGGGUACGGGUGUACUUUGUCGGCCGCGACGUGGUCGCCGGCCCCGUGUACGGGUUGGCCGUGCUUUCGUACGCCGUUAUGCCGUGGUACAUUUGGCUCUGUCGGCGGCAGCAGACGAAAUGGGCAAUUGACUUUGACGGGUCAGUGGAGGAGGAUGGAGGGUGGUUCUGA